UUUCAGGUGUAGAGUUUAGCAUAAAUCAGUUUGUGCGGAACCUCGGCCUUGAACAUCUAAUUGACAUAUUUGAGAGAGAACAGAUAACACUGGAUGUAUUGGUUGAAAUGGGACACAAAGAACUGAAGGAAAUUGGAAUUAAUGCUUAUGGUCAUAGGCAUAAAAUCAUUAAAGGAGUUGAAAGACUAAUUUCCGGACAGCAAGGACUUAACCCAUACCUGACUUUAAAUACGUCUGGUAGUGGAACUAUUCUCAUAGAUCUUUCCACUGAAGAUAAGGAAUUUCAGUCAGUAGAAGAAGAGAUGCAGAGUACUGUUCGAGAGCAUAGAGAUGGAGGACAUGCUGGCGGAGUCUUCAAUAGAUACAACAUCUUAAAGAUUCAGAAAGUGUGCAACAAAAAACUGUGGGAAAGAUACACUCACAGGAGGAAAGAGGUCUCUGAAGAGAAUCAUAACCACGCUAAUGAACGGAUGCUGUUUCACGGCUCACCAUUUGUGAAUGCAAUCAUUCACAAAGGCUUUGAUGAGAGACAUGCCUAUAUAGGCGGUAUGUUUGGAGCUGGGAUUUAUUUUGCUGAAAAUUCUUCCAAAAGCAAUCAGUAUGUGUAUGGAAUUGGAGGUGGCACUGGAUGCCCAAUUCACAAAGACAGAUCGUGUUAUGUUUGCCACAGGCAAUUGCUGUUUUGUCGCGUAACGCUGGGCAAGUCUUUUCUGCAGUUCAGUGCUAUGAAAAUGGCUCAUUCUCCCCCAGGACAUCACUCAGUUACCGGGCGACCCAGUGUAAAUGGAUUGGCAUUGGCAGAAUAUGUCAUUUACAGAGGGGAGCAGGCUUAUCCAGAAUACUUGAUUACUUACCAGAUUAUGAAACCUGAAGCCGCUGCUGAAACUUAAGACAAGUUACUUGUGGAAAACCAUCAGGCUUUUGAUGCGAAGAUAUCUGUGGCUGCCAUCGUGUUAAUUACGAAUUGAAAAACAUUCAUCCACAGGUGGUGUGGUAGCAAAUGUGAACAAAAUAUACCUUUUUUGACUUGAUAAAGCUUUAAUAAUGUACAGUAUGUUUUUUCUAAAAUUUCAGAAAUAUCCUCUUUUUCAGCACUUUAACAGAUACCAUUCCAGGCAUAAAGUGGGGUCUGGCUAUACUAAAUUAUAAACAAAAGUUAACUUGAAACAAUGGUUUUGAUACAAUAUUGCAUUGAAAUUUAGCAGAAGUUGUAAUGGUCUAUACAGGAAUUCAUUUUACUAAUAUUGUGUUCUUUAAAACACUGCAUUUACACUGAAAACGUUUUCAUUUGUAAAACUGUAAAUAAGAGCUUUUGUACUAGCCUGGUAUUUAUUUACAUUGUUUUGUAAUAUAAGUGUUUAGAACUAC
Messenger RNA from Apaloderma vittatum (bar-tailed trogon), 1368 nucleotides. Its product is annotated as tankyrase-2-like. The transcript has 8 exons. Lineage: Eukaryota; Metazoa; Chordata; Aves; Trogoniformes; Trogonidae. The annotation marks the transcript as partial. Gene Ontology annotation, molecular function: NAD+ poly-ADP-ribosyltransferase activity; protein binding. The record is from RefSeq and is a predicted model, not a curated record.